AUGGAUGGCUUGGUUGAGCAGAACAGCGUGGUAAUGCACAAUAAGAUUGCUGAGGCCGGGAAAAGGAAUGGUUUAAUUAAUACAAGGAACUUAGUGGCAGAGAGCCGAGAUGGCCUGGUCUCUGUGUACCCGACCCCCCAGUACCAGAGCCACCGAGCGGGCAGCCUUUCCUCUCCGAGCUGCCUGGAGAACGGCAGGAAAGCCCCUGUGCAGCAGCUCCUGGACCCCAACAUGUUGCAGCAGACGGUGGAGUCUCACUACCGGCCCAACAUCAUCCUCUACUCGGAGAAUGUGCUGCGCUCGUGGGGUGAGAGCAUUGGCUCAGAGUGCUGUGAAACUACCUUCAUCGAGGACCGCUCCCCCACCAAAGACAGCCUGGAGUACCCGGACAGCAAGUUCAUCGAUCUCUCAGCAGAUGACAUCAAGAUUCACACUCUCUCCUAUGAUGUGGAGGAAGAGGAGGAUUUCCAGGAGCUAGAGAGCGAUUACUCAAGUGACACCGAAAGCGAAGACAAUUUCCUGAUGAUGCCACCAAGAGAUCAUCUUGGCCUCACUGUGUUCUCCAUGCUCUGCUGCUUCUGGCCAUUGGGAAUUGCUGCCUUUUACCUGUCUCAUGAGACAAACAAAGCAGUAGCCAAGGGGGACUUCCACCAUGCAAGCUCCAGCUCCCGGCGAGCACUAUUCCUGGCUGUCCUGUCCAUCACAAUCGGAACUGGCAUCUACGUUGGGGUGGCUGUGGCUCUUAUUGCCUAUCUGUCCAAAAACAAUCACUUAUGA
This is a messenger RNA of Egretta garzetta (little egret), 777 nucleotides long. It is a transcript of the gene SYNDIG1, whose product is annotated as synapse differentiation inducing 1. Gene Ontology annotation, cellular component: excitatory synapse; synaptic vesicle membrane; intracellular membrane-bounded organelle. The transcript is spliced from 3 exons. Bases 1 to 777 code for a protein of 258 amino acids. Lineage: Eukaryota; Metazoa; Chordata; Aves; Pelecaniformes; Ardeidae. Gene Ontology annotation, biological process: synaptic vesicle clustering; positive regulation of synapse assembly. The record is from RefSeq and is a predicted model, not a curated record.